Messenger RNA from Paramormyrops kingsleyae, 2358 nucleotides. RefSeq names its product protein HEXIM1-like. The record is from RefSeq and is a predicted model, not a curated record. Gene Ontology annotation, cellular component: nucleus; cytoplasm; nucleoplasm. Gene Ontology annotation, biological process: negative regulation of cyclin-dependent protein serine/threonine kinase activity; negative regulation of transcription by RNA polymerase II. Gene Ontology annotation, molecular function: cyclin-dependent protein serine/threonine kinase inhibitor activity; 7SK snRNA binding. Lineage: Eukaryota; Metazoa; Chordata; Actinopteri; Osteoglossiformes; Mormyridae.
ACUGUAAACCAGUAGUACACUGGAUAUUGUAUUUCGUUUGUGGAUGUUUUGCUGGUGUAAUUUGGUGACCGUGCGGUAACGAAAGCAUUAAAUGGAACUGGAAAAUCAACGGUCUUCAGAUCUGAAACGCAUGGGACGUCUAGUUCCUGUCAUGCUAAAAUACACUUAUAACAAGAUGUAACUUUUUAAGAAAUUGAAUUUAUACCCUCUCAAUACGCAAAACCUGUUUUAACUGUCUUUAUUUUGCACGGUGAACUAUUAACUACAAUGUCAGACCCUAACGACCAGAAGACUCAUCACCUAACUUCACAUGCACCUUCAGGUGGGAAUGCUACUAAUGGAAAUGGAGGUAUGCAUUGCUGCAAUAGGGGGCGAUAUAGAGCUUUCCAACCAAAAAUUAGUAACGUUUACCGAAUCGACGAGUUUCAGAUGCGAGGAGGACAGCUGGAAGUGUGUCCUUCACUAGUAACCACGGACGCGGGAUCUGUAUGUUCUGACCGUGCUUCGUCUUAUCAGAAGCCAGAACAAAGUGAUGAGCCAGAAGACGGUCGCGUCAGUGACGAUAACAGUGGAGAGCGACAUAAAGAGGGCACAUGUAGUCAAUUACAAGGUGAGAGUGGCGAUUACGAGAGAGUGAGUUCUUGUUCAGGUGUGGGUCUUCUCGAUGCGCGACUAGGUAAGAAAAAACACCGGCGGCGACCUUCCAAGAAGAAACGACGCUGGAAGCCGUACUAUAAAUUGUCGUGGGAAGAGAAGAAGGAGCUCGACGAGAGAGAGACAGCGCGCGCAUCUCGGGUGCGAGCCGAGAUGUUUGCCAAAGGUCUCCCAGUAGCUCCAUACAACACCACGCAGUUCAUAAUGGAGGAGCACGAUCGUGAAGAACCCGAUCUUAACACUGAGCUGGGUGUCCGAAGAUCGUUAGGGAUCGGUCCCCUGGAAGAGUCUGCAAGUGACGAUGACUAUUUAGACGCUGAAGAUGAGGAUGAAUGCAGCGGCGCUGGUAGCGAUGGUGCGGGCAGACCAGGAAAUGCCGGAGGGGAGUUCCUUCAGCGCGACUUCUCCGAGACUUAUGAGAGGUACCACGUUGAGAGUCUCCAGAAUAUGACAAAACAGGAACUAGUGCAUGAGUACCUGGAGUUGGAAAAAUGCAUGUCGCGUCUAGAGGAGGAGAAUAACCGAUUGCGGUGUACCGGGGGAAGGCCGUACAUCAGCGCCACACAGCCAGACGCUUCACUCCUCAAACAGCUGGAAAUGGAACUAGAAAAACUGCGAGCCCAGAACAGCGAACUGCGAAAGCAGAACCAGCUGUACCAAGAGACAGGACUCCCUCCCCCUUCUGGAAAGUAACAACGGGACAAAUCAUGGAGUGAAUUCAACGUAAAUCCCGACUGCUGUUCCUGCAUUAGGCAUGUAACUUUUAUGUGCCGUAGAAACACUUAGUCGGUUUAAUGACGAUUAACUGAGUUUGCAGUAAUUCCCUUUUAACUUUAAUGCUACGUUCAGACCCAAGGUUCUCAUUUUCAUACAAAGGAACAUAAACAUUUCAGUUUAAGUGAAAGACUGAAGUGCGUGGAAGAUUGCUUUACUCAGACGUAUAAAACUGUUAUAUGUUACCAGAGAAGCUUUUCCUUUUCAGAUUUUGGUUUGACAGCUUCUCUAGAAUUAUUUCUACAAUUAAAUUUGCAGUUAUAAAUGGUUUGUUUGUAAAUUCUGGUAACCAUAGAAUCAGUAAACUUUGUGCUAUUACUGCCUUCUCAGGUGGGUAGUAAGGAUUGGUUUAAAGGAUCACUUUAAGAGAAGAUGUAUAGAAAUUCCAUUUAUAAGAUUUGUGUGAUGAAAUAUAGGAAACAAACCUAGAAUGUCACAAUGCAGGGUAUGAGUUAUACUCCUGCAAGCAUAGCAGUAGCAUCAGAAAUGGCAUAGCCAUUCAUGGGGGAAAUGACAUUCAUUUUAUAAAAUUGUCUGUGAUUAAACAGGACAACCUUACUGCAUUGUGAACUUAAAUACAUUUUCUCAAGAAGCAGAAAGUCUUUGGACGCUUCAUUAUCUCCCUGGAAAUGAUACUUCAGACUCAAUGUACACAGUCUCUGAUAUGCCGGCAUUUAAUCUCAGUGUGCUGUGCUUUUUACUGAGUUUAGUUUCUUUUAGCAUGCAAAAAUUCAUCACACAAUGCAUACUGGGUGCACAGGACACAGUUUACAUAUACUUUGUGCUGUAACUGCCUUCUCUGGUGGGCAGUAAAGAUUGGUUUAAAGGAUCACUUUAAAAGAGGGAUUUUCAAAUAAUACAGAAAUUAUUUUUUAUAUAUUGGAAGAGCACUGUGGUAAAAACUGUCCCUUAAUAAACAUAUAAUGCAUA